UCAGUCACCGUGGUGACUAUUGUCCAACUCAAGUUUAAAAGAGGACUGGACUAUGGUGAAAUUGCAUUUUCGACGGGAUAUUGUGUAUCAGGACUGUGUAAACUUGACGGUAUUGACACACUGAGCCGUGACCUCACGAAAAGCUGAUCCAAGACCUAUUCUCUUCAAAUUCAUCGGUGCAUCAUGCAAUGCAGCUCAGCAAAAAGCCCGCCGCCCCCUCAAUUCUGCUGUGCCAUCUCAUCAUCUCGAACAACACAGGGCGCCCCGGCUCCCUUCUUCCCCUCCUUUCCCUCGCAUGUCCUUUACCCAUUGAGACAGUAACCUCACCGAUACGUCUCAGCAGCACGAACUCUCCAAAGCAGAAUGCCACGCAGCGAGCAGGCGAUAGUCUCCCUCCACUCGGCGCGUACCCUCGGGACCUUACCUGCAGCCACCGCUGGAACGACGGAGAUGAAGGGGCAUAUGGCUCACAACCUAUGACUUCUCAGAUGGCGUGGCAUGGCAUCGUGACAUGCGCAACAAACUCGAAGCAGCUCGUACACAAACAUGUAUGGCGGCGUUCGGCGACGCAACAAGAUGCAGGUGGAAGAAGGGAGAUCCGAGGGCCGGGGUCCAGCGUCGUGGAACCAUGGCCUCAAAUUUCGAGAAGUGCGUGCAGGUCUCCAUGUCAGCCACGCCCAUCUCGUUCAGAUGCUGCAGGUCAGCAUGUACGUGGAUAUCGCGAGCCCGAGUUAGUGGUGAGUAUGGGCGUACGACUGCACGGCGUCCUGAAGAGGGUGGUGGAGAUCCCAGAGCGGCGGUUGGGGGUGAGACAGAGGCUUUAUACGAGACUGUGGUACUUGGUGCAAUUUUCCAAUUUGCGGUCGAGGUGGUGGAGAUGCGUAAUUAUCAGGAGGCGUUUCUGGGAUUGGUGAGCCGCGGUAGAGUGAGAUAGUGCGUACCGGUAAGGUGGGAGUGUGGUUGUACAGGCGAUGCAGAUUCAUCUAUUGGCGAAAUCGGCGAAAUGGAGGCAACCUUUGUGCAACGGCGAUAGUUGGAGAUGUUUCGCAGCGCACGUUCAUCCAUGUGGCUGUGGGAUGUGGUGAAUGCGGAUGCCCGCAUGCGUGUAUGCAAUGUUCUCA
Macroventuria anomochaeta is the source of this 1121-nucleotide messenger RNA. RefSeq lists its product as uncharacterized. Lineage: Eukaryota; Fungi; Ascomycota; Dothideomycetes; Pleosporales; Didymellaceae. The coding region runs from base 189 to 914 and encodes 241 amino acids. The transcript has a single exon. The record is from RefSeq and is a predicted model, not a curated record.